Molecule: messenger RNA, 941 nt
Organism: Anneissia japonica
Lineage: Eukaryota; Metazoa; Echinodermata; Crinoidea; Comatulida; Comatulidae
Exons: 5
Coding region: 130-828 (232 amino acids)
Source: RefSeq, a predicted model, not a curated record
AUAACAAUCAAAAGAUACUAUUUAUACUUGGAUAUUAUGUGAAAAUAUAUAAAGUAAAGCUAUAUCCAUGCAUAGGCUAUAAUUAAAUUAACAAUUAAUAUAUGAUUUCUAUUGCAAGCUGCCCACCAGAUGGUUACAAGUCAGUACAGACAGCAAGUACCUAAUGUGCCCAUAGAGAGAUAUAAACCAGCAUUUUGGAUGACUGUCUCCCAAUCAAACUCGGACCUUGCUAAAGCAAAACGUUCCAAUAAUACCAGCGAAAUAGAUUCUAAGCCUGAAAAGCAGAAGAGGAACCCAAAAGAGAUUCUUAAAUCCUUCAAUGAAAAUUUCAAAAGUUUACAAAGAAGAUUAUCCAAAGAUUUGAAUACAGACCUAAAAAGAUUGGAGAGGGAUCGGUGCAAACGAUUUCGCCAAAAGUUCCACAACCUUAGGUUGACUGCCCUUUUUGAAAAGACUUUAGAGAACAUGAGAGAUGCUGUUGUUACCAGGGCAACACCAGAUGAUGUCAAGUUUGAAGUUAAACCCUCAAAAUGGUACACCGACCUAAUCUGCGACGUUGAAUUCACUGUUGGCAAAGACGACCCGAAUGCGGAUCUUCUUCUGCAUAAAUUAUCUAGAUUCUCGCUGGAGGAUAGCAAAUCGAUUUCUAAUGCCAAGGAAAAGCUGUGUUUGCUGGUUAUGUCCAUUCCAGCUGUCGAUCUCCUAACAGUUGCUAUGCAACAGGCCAUCCGGUUCAUUCUCGAGAAAAUCCUAGAUGGACUACCAACAGCGUUUCCAUCAUGGCUCCGUCACAGGAACCUGCCACUUAUCGAUAUUGUUACCACAUAAUAUAUUAAAUUAUAAACGAAAUCACUGUAUGUGCAAUAAAAACAAAUAUUAAAGUAUUAUUUUUAAUACAAAACUUGUACAAAUUAUGUGCAAUAAAAAUAAAUAAAAAUAUA